Molecule: messenger RNA, 198 nt
Organism: Fusarium fujikuroi IMI 58289
Lineage: Eukaryota; Fungi; Ascomycota; Sordariomycetes; Hypocreales; Nectriaceae
Exons: 2
Coding region: 1-198 (65 amino acids)
Source: RefSeq, a predicted model, not a curated record
AUGCCUGAACCUGUCGAGGCCGAGACCUGGAGCACCAAGGCUCGGAGUGGUUCUCCUCGACCCACACCGCCUGCGGUCCCUUCUCAAGCGGGAAAGCCUAGUCUUAAGGAGUUGAAGGAAAAGAACACCCAGGAAGAGGUCUUACUCGGCUUCGGUGCACAGUUUGGAUCCGGCAAGUCCAAGCCAGCUUCGGGUUAA